Epinephelus moara (kelp grouper) is the source of this 4096-nucleotide messenger RNA. It is a transcript of the gene atxn10, whose product is annotated as ataxin 10. Gene Ontology annotation, cellular component: cytosol. Gene Ontology annotation, biological process: neuron projection development. The transcript is spliced from 11 exons. Lineage: Eukaryota; Metazoa; Chordata; Actinopteri; Perciformes; Serranidae. The coding region runs from base 4 to 1476 and encodes 490 amino acids. The record is from RefSeq and is a predicted model, not a curated record.
AAGAUGCAGGCAAACAUGGCAGCUACUACCGACAGCAACAUGAACAUCUCAGCGUCUAUCGCAGGCAUUUUGAACGAGGAACACUGCCCGGAACACUUGCAGGUUUUAAAAACAUUCACGACCGCGUUACGGGACAAGGAAUACAGGGAUACUGUGGAAGAGGAGGCGUUCUCCAGCCUUCUGAAAGUCUUGUCCCGACUGUGUGAUGAGCUUCAGGCUGCCAGCUGUGACAAUCAGGACCUGCAGUCCAUCACCCUGCAGCUGCAGCUGACCGCUGAGUGCUUCAGGGCUCAGAGGAACGCCUGUGUCCAGAGCACUCGCAACCAAAGUCUGCUCAGGGAGCUUGGUUUCAUUGAUAUAUCCUUUAAACUCCUGAGCCUCCUUCAGACCACACGUCUGGAGAGCAGAGAUAGCAUAUUUGAACCUCUUCGUUGUGGGAUCCAGUUCCUCGGUAACUUAUCGGUUGGAAACCAGAUGUGUAAAGAUGACAUUUGGCGGCUGAGCUUCCCAAAUCUUUUCCUGCAGCUGCUCAGUGUUGAUGAUGAGAAGGCGGUGAACUACGCCUCUAUGGUACUCCACACAUGUCUGGAUGAAGCCAAGGUGGAAGAACUGUCUGAUCCACAGAACAUCCAGCUUGCACUCAGGGUGAUGGAGCUCUGUAGGACUCAACCCGACCUGGACUGGACGGUUAUCAUUGCUACCCAGUAUUUCCUCAAGUGCUCAGCUCUGGUGGAGAGCAUGUACUCUGGGAUGUCACACCAUGAAAGAGUUACCCUAUUAGAGCUGCUCAUUGCCCAGCUACAAGAGGAACACUCUAGGGACUGUGGCAUCCCUCCCAGUGUGGCUUCCUUCCUGGCUAGUUCCUUCCACACAGGUUGCGGAGCUGUGCUGACUCUCGCCACUGGCUCCGCCUCCAGUGAUGAGGUCCUGCAGGAGGCACUGACAGUGAUUAGCCUGCUGGAUGUGCUGUGUGAGAUGACCUCAGACCACAGGCAGUUCAUGUUCCUCCAGGACCAUCCUGACCUUCUAGUGACCACUGUUGCACUCCUGGAGCAGGUGCAUGCUAUAGGGAAGGCCAGUAAGAAUAUUUUCAGUGCUGCUCAGAACUUCUCCGCAUUCGGUGAAGAUGGGGGCCCCUCCUCCCAUUCUCCUGUCAUCAGCUUCAAGGCCCACCUCAUCAGACUGAUAGGAAACCUCUGUUACGGCAACACCAACAACCAGAACAAGGUGAGAGAACUGGAAGGCAUCCCCCUCAUCUUGGACAACUGCAACGUUGACAGCAACAACCCAUUUAUCAGCCAGUGGGCCAUCUUCGCCAUCAGGAACCUCCUAGAACACAACAAGCAGAACCAGGAGCAGAUUGCCGCCCUGGAACGCCAAGGCAAUGCCGACUACUCUGCGCUGAGGGAGCUGGGUUUCCUGGUGGAGGAGCGAGACGGAAGCUUGCUGCUGAAAACUGUGAGGAAAGACUCUUGAACACCUUAGAGGAGCGGCCAGGAGAGAGGAGGCCCUUGACCCGUGAGCAGGUUUUCAUGUGAAGUAUUUAUUUAGAAAGGAUUAAAGUACAUGUGCACACGUAUACGCUUGUGUGAACAUAUACUGCUGUUGUGCUAGAUUAAUGUUAUUUAAUGCUUUAGCUUCAUCUGCAGGUCAAUUACCUGUUCAUAACUAAACACAUACAUUUUGUGCCUGUCCAGAAUAACUGACAGCCACACUGCCGAUAGACUACAUAGAAAAGCGCUUUAGAUUUAGAUAUUUCUAUAAGAGAGGUAUGUAUAAUUUACUUUCCUACCUCAGUAAUGCUUGCACUCAUGCCCAGAUGGGGCUCAUGGUAUUGUUGAUACACAAAAGGCCCAUGGGGUCCCCCUGGUAUAAAAACAGAGGUCAAGACAUCAGGAGCGCUUGUUUUGUCUUGACCCGAGUCUGGGAAAUGAAGAGUUUGGGAGAGGCGAGCACACGCUGGUACCUUUGGCAGAGCUGAUGCUUUGUGGUUUAAUCCAAAGACAAAGAGCACCACAGUGUCCGGGCUUUUCACUUUGCUUAGACACUGAUGGUACCAGCAGGGGUUGGGGUUUAAUCCCAGGCCCAUAGUGACUUCUGCAGUAACCAUGAAACAGAAUGACCAAAACAUGAUGUAAUCAACCCCCUCACCACCAUACCUACUUAAAUGGUGGUGUCGUUGCCAGAGGGACAAUUAAACACUUAAAAAAAACUUUAUCUAAACAGGCAUGAUAGUAUUAAUAUAAUCUAAGGAACUAAUAACUGACGCUAUGCAUGUUUUGUAAUUCAAAAACAUCUCUCAGUAUACAGCAUGAGCUUGUUGCUGGAUCUCUGCUUCUUGUUUUAAGGUUAUAAUAGUAAGGAGUUUCAUACUCAACAUAGUCUUAUAACUUCUUUAUCUUAUUCCUCAUCAUCUUAUGGCCAAAAUACAUAGGGCACGGAUGCAGCGUCUUUUUUUUUUUCUUUACAAAAGGCUUUGCAGCUCUCCAACAGGUAAAAACUACAUAGAACUGUAUAAAAAAAACCAACUACAGUCUGUUUUAAAAUGAUUACAAUAAAUACCUCAUUGUAUAUUGUAUUUCACAUCAAAAUAAAUCAAUCAAAUCAAUGCAUGUAGAUAAACCAAUCCAGUUAAUUAAUUCAGCACCAGUUGAUAUAGCCUAUAUGCUUCCAAACCCUCCAUAACCAACUGCAUUUUCACUUAGCAUAACUAAAUACAUACACAAUAAAGCUAGUCUGUGUAGCUUCUUGACAGGCUGCGUCCAUGCCCCAUGUGUUUUGGCUAUUAUUCUUAAGGGAACGAAUCAUCUGCAAAAUGACCAUUUGCAUAUUAAUUAUUCACUUUGUUACCUUGAAUUUGUGAGGAAACCUUUUUUCUUUCAUGCCUCCACAGUGAACGGAGAAUCCAAAAAAGGCAAACAUUCUUCAUGAAUGGGGUCCACAUUUAAUAACGACAUUACAUCAAAACAUCUGUUUACAAACUCUCGCACAACUCAUGUAGUAUAAUCGAAGUCAUGUGGUCAUAGUUGUAUGCUUAGUACUUCCCAAACACAUGCAUUUUUAGAAAUUGCAUUUCAUGAAAAAUGUCCGCCUUUUUUGGAUUCCCCAUUCACCAUGCGAGAAAAACGUGUUCUUCACAAAUUCAAGGUAAAAAUGGUUAUUUUGCUCGUGAAGUUUCCUUUUGAUCUUCUUUUUCCAUCCUAUUGCAUAGUACUGUAGAUAAAUAAGGGAUGGGGACCGAUGGCAUGCAUCAUAGAUCAUUAACCAUCUAGUUUUACACCUAAGACUGCUUCUCUUUGCUGUAUUUGACUUGAAUUUGACUUUCUUAGAGAUUUAGUAAAUAUUGUGCUUCCUUUUUAGCUGUAGCUGUGUGUUUGUGUUUGCAUGUGCUUCUUCUUUUGAUAAUAGUUUGUGCUUCUAGAUGAGUAGACGAUGGAUGAACGCAUGCUGAAAGUGUACGAAUAGUGAGUGAGUGAAUGAAUUAAUGAAUGAGUGAGUGAGUGAAUCAGACCAUAAGCAUUAGUUUGCAGAAUGACAUCCCUCCCUGCUCCUCCCGUUGCUGGAUAAGCUGAACAGUCCUGACACCUCAACAAUGCAGCGCUUUACUGGCCUGCCCACACCCUGCUCCACCCUGUUUGCACUGCCUCUGAUUUUUAAUGACAAAAUGUAUUGAAACAAUCGGCUGGACUCUCCCCUCAAUCCGCCGGCAUAGUAAAGGGAGCUUAUGCGGUUCCGGUCCCCAGGAUUUCAGACAGCUAACAAAACAGCUGUUACUUGCGCUCGACUGGCUGGCUGCAAUGCUUUUCAGCCCCACAGGAAAGAGGCUGUGCGAGUCAGCCGGGCUGAAUUAGGUGGCAUGGCCGCGGCCGCCUGUUCACCUCCUAACACAUUAGUACCACAUCAGUCAAGGCCAGGAGUUCUUGUGUUUCCCAUAUCAGCGUUUUAAACUACAGGCCUCUACUGUAUUGUAUCUGUGCCUUCUUGUUUGAUAUUCGCCUUCAGCAAAAAAAAACAUUGUCAGGGUGUAAAUUAUAUGCUACAUGUUUGGGUCAAAUAAUGUUCAUAUAAUGCUUAAUAAAAUAUUGUGUGUGACAAA